Messenger RNA from Spodoptera frugiperda (fall armyworm), 1137 nucleotides. Its product is annotated as arrestin domain-containing protein 5-like. Gene Ontology annotation, cellular component: cytoplasm. The coding region runs from base 1 to 1137 and encodes 378 amino acids. The record is from RefSeq and is a predicted model, not a curated record. The transcript has a single exon. Gene Ontology annotation, biological process: protein transport. Lineage: Eukaryota; Metazoa; Arthropoda; Insecta; Lepidoptera; Noctuidae.
AUGGGAGUGAUGUGUCAGAUAUUAUUGGACAGACCUGAAGAUGGUGUCUUCAAGGCAGGAGGACUGGUGACGGGAACAUUGAAGUACUUCAUAGACAAACCAACGCAGUACAGAAGUAUAACCAUGUGCUUUCUGGGAAAAGGACAAUGUGAGUGGACAGAAACUGAUUCAAAUAAAAAUACCGUUUAUUAUAGAAAUGAAGAGAAUUACUUGAACCAGACAGUUGAUAUAUUACCAAAUAGAGAUGAUUUUAUAUUAGGUGGUUUUGAAUAUCCAUUCCGAUUCAUAUUGCCUAUUGAUAUACCGCCAUCUUUUAACAAUGACACGUGCACCAUUGAAUACAAAAUCACCGUGACAUUCGUGAAGGCAAACUCUACGUUAAAAAAAGAAUUUGAUGUAGAAAUACCUGUGAGUAGUUACGUCAACCCAUGCUCACUAGAACCAAUGAUAUUUGCUUUGAAGAAAAACCUCUCUUUUAGGAUUAAAAAUAAAAUUCACGUUAAAGGAGAAAUAAUCAAAACUUGUGUAAGUCCUGGUGAUAAUAUCCAAAUGAUACUUACAGUAAACAAUGGAUCAGAUGUAGAAGUUUUUAUAAAAACUGAACUUAUCAAACGUUUGACUUAUGUAUCAAGCUGUAAUAAUAAAGAAUUUCAUGAAAAAAGCGUGAAGAAUACGAGUACAAUAACAGCUGUAGCUGCAAAUGGAGUCGCAAAUUUGGUAUGUGUGGUUCCAACAUAUCAUAAUUUAUGCUCCAUACAACAUACAAAAGUAAUGAUGGGUGAAUACAAGAUCAGGCUUACAGCUAAAGUUCCUUUUCCUCACAUCAAUGCUGUGUUGGAUAUACCAGUGGCUAUUGGGCCAAGAAAACAUGAACUUAUACCACCAGCUGCAAUGUACUACCAAUACAAUAGAGAACAACCAUCUUGUUCAGAAAUGUCUGCACCUAACAACGAUGAUCAAAGCGAGGAAGCUUCUACUAAAUAUGAAAAGCAAAAUUUAAAUGACGAUGGUGAAGAAAUAGUUACAUUUAACAAUGAAAGACUUGGUGAAAAACAAAUUGAUUGUAUUGAAACAAAUGAAGACAACGAUGAUUUUGAUAAGUAUCAUAAUCACAAUAAUGAACUGCAAGCCAGGUGA